Messenger RNA from Armigeres subalbatus, 6203 nucleotides. It is a transcript of the gene Regnase-1, whose product is annotated as probable ribonuclease ZC3H12B. Gene Ontology annotation, molecular function: RNA endonuclease activity; mRNA binding; metal ion binding. Gene Ontology annotation, cellular component: cytoplasmic ribonucleoprotein granule; nucleus. The coding region runs from base 1512 to 3770 and encodes 752 amino acids. NCBI's taxonomy places the organism in Eukaryota, Metazoa, Arthropoda, Insecta, Diptera, Culicidae. The record is from RefSeq and is a predicted model, not a curated record. The transcript is spliced from 5 exons.
GUCGUGCUUCGUUCGUUGCUCAAGAAGUAGUGUGCCAAUCGCAUCUCCCGCCUGCCAGUUCCAGUUGUAUUCCAUACAAACCUCCAUCGCGAAUUCGAUAAUCGACCGUUUUUUGUAUUGUUUCAAUCUGCGCCACCUUGCUUUGCGGAGCCAAUCUUACGUGAGCUCGUUAGUCGUUACUGAUAUUUUUUGGAGAAUAGUUGAUGUGUCUUGGUAGCUGUGGGAUAUGAUUACUGAUCAGUGCAAAUCAAAGAGCAGUUGCAAAAUCUGUGCUAAGAAAAGUUAACAAGAAAUUGAUCUUGAAGAAGAAGAGUGAAAUAAUAAUCCAAGUUCCGUGUAUUCGUCUAAUGAAAAGAAAAGUAAUUGCAAGUUUAGUUGCACCGAAAGAGGAUGUUGAUUCGAGUUGAGCAAUAAUCAAAGGUAGGAGAAGAAGAGUAAGUACAGCGUAAAUAAAUCCGCUGACGAGAGCACCAAGUACAGUGAAGUGUAGUGCAAAUAUUUUCGUUGAAUAUUUCAACCCUACCGACGACGACUGCGGCAAUCGUAAACUACGGUGUAGCUAUUGGAUGCUGACAUUGAGUGAUUCGAUCAUUCGUAACGACGUAAAGUGAACGAGAUCUUCGAUUCAGAGUGAUCUUCAUGUGCUGACGUCACAUUCGCACUCCAGCCGGACAACAGCAUCGUAGUAGGUGUUGGAGAUUGGAAUCUUUUACGGCAGCAGUGUCGACGUAAUCGCACUGGAGAGGGAGAACCGGGCGAGCAACAGUAUCAACAACAACAUGAUCAUCGAUCAUCAUUGAUCAAAUCGCAAGGCAACGCUCCGAGAAAAGACAACACGCGCAUUCGAUCAGCUUAGCUUGGUUUGGUUCGUUCGUCAUUGGCAGAUCCUUCCACCCCUCGCGAACUUCGCUCAGUCAGUGAAACCGCCCUACCUAUUCCCCGUGCGGUGUAUUUUGUUUCGUCACGCAAGGGUUCGUCGCGAGAGAUCGGUCUCUGCGGUUUUAGUUCUCCGCAUUGAAUCAGUUCACCUGCGGCAAACGGCAGGUUCAACGGCUCCGGAUCUUGCGAACUGGUGGGUGACGAUCGGACGAUCACGGCGACGCGUUUUGGGAGCAGAGUGGAAGGCGUGCAGUUUUUUUUUUUUUUGAGAGUCUUUGCAGAGACCUUCCCUCGGUGGUUCUUGCACGAAAACCGGUUGGAACGUCGCGGACGAGCUGACCUCUUCUUCGUCGUUGCCUCAACUGCUAGCUUAGCAGCACAGCCUCGGACUGGUUCAUUCAGGCAGAUAUAAGCUACCCCCAAGGUGGUAACAGACAGUGAAUGGGUCAUUUGCGAAGCGGAUCUUGUGCGCUACGAUAAAUAUUACACCGACACGAAAGACGACCGCGACGACGACAAAGACGACCGGAGAAAACUGCCGCUGCUGAAAGUUCCUAUACUUGCGAAACGGAGGAGCUUUGCUUUAAGAGGACAAGGAUCUUAUAUUUAUUAGUGCGACGAGAAAUAGAAAGAUGCUUAUCACCAGCAACUACAGUCAAAAGCAAUACCUGGACUCACUAUGCGUAACCGAAGCCGAAGACUCCAGCUACGAUAGUGACUGCGAUGGCGAUGACCUUUCACACGAACAAGUAUCGCGGACAACCAGCGACACGCUGGGCCAGGAAUUCGCCGAAUAUGUCAGCCAGUCGGACUCCCACCCGCAGCAGUUAGACCGCUCGCCCGGUUAUACGCAGCGAGUAGAAUUCGCACUCAAGCUGGGUUACACAGAACGACUCGUUCAAGCCGCGCUGCAGCGGCUUGGCCCCAAUCCUGCCCAGAAUGAAUUACUGGCGGAACUGAUUAAGCUGGGCUCGCAACCCGGCACCAAGGGUUCCGGGGAGUUCAGCGCCGAUGGGUGUCUUAGUGAUUCGCUGAUGGCCGCCUCGACAGAGUACGGAGCAACCGUUCCGAUCGGAACGGGGAGCAGUUUAGGGGGGAUGUUGGGCAGUGUCAGCGGUGGUAGUGCUAGUGGUAUCAGUGCCAGUGAAGAAUCUCUUCGUCCAAUAGUGAUAGAUGGUAGCAAUGUAGCCAUGAGUCAUGGCAAUAAAGAAGUGUUCUCGUGCCGGGGCAUCCGGUUGUGUGUAGAUUGGUUCAAAAAUCGGGGACACAAAGAUAUAACGGUAUUUGUGCCUAAGUGGAGGAAGGAGAGCGCCCGUCCGGACAAUCCGGUUAAGGAUGGUGAAAUACUGAAUGAGCUCGAGAAAGAACGUAUGCUGGUGUUCACUCCCUCGCGAUUGGUUGGCGGCAAACGAAUGGUGUGCUACGACGAUAGAUACAUAUUAAAGCUUGCUGCCGAAAACGACGGUAUCGUGGUGUCAAACGAUAACUACCGUGAUCUUGUGCAGGAGAGUUCCGAAUUCAAAAAAGUGGUCGAAGAACGAGUGUUGAUGUACUCGUUUGUCAACGAUCGCUUCAUGCCACCUGACGAUCCACUCGGCCGGUCCGGACCCACGUUAGACAACUUCCUGCGAGUGCAGCCUCGCAAGGGAGAUCCUCCUCCGCCGUGUCCAUAUGGAAAGAAAUGCACCUAUGGGAACAAAUGCAAAUUCUAUCACCCGGAGCGGGGCAGUAUGCCACAUAAAUCCGUAACAGAACGCUUGUCGGAGUACGCGGCUCGCCAUCUGCAGGCUCGAAGUAGCGGCACGGGUUGUGACGGGGCAGCAACUGGGAGCGCUCGUACGGUGGUGCAGGGGAAAUCGCUUAGUGUUCCCUUGUCGAAUAGUAGCAAUGAAACUAGUCCAAUCAAUGAUAAACGGAAAGCUUUGUGUCGCACAAGAUCUAACGUUCCACCAGAAACCGGUAGCUCCAGCUCGAGUUCCAGCAUAUAUGGUGUAAACCCAGGGGAUCAACUACAACAACAACAGUUACAUCUCCAGCAACAUCCCUUCAUGCCAACACCCAAUCGAUCGAACUGGGACCUUUCGCCUCUCUCGCUGCCUCCGCACAACUUAGUCGAUUCACAAAUCUUCCCUAAAUCUCAUAGCAUAGAAAAUAUCUCCAAGGAGGCAUACAAUCAGCUCCACCAUUCGAAUAGUUACAGUGCAUCACUGUGGAAUCGACAGCAACAACAGCAGCAACAGCAACAGCAGCAAGCACAACAAUCCCAGUCGCAGCAGCAACAACAAACACAACCAGUAGAUCCAUGUGAUCGUAAUGUAGUAGAUUCUAGUGUAAAUCUACAUCGUAAACUGCAGCGUCAGUUAACGCUGAACCCAGCCGGGUGUGACCCUCGAAUAUAUCAGAUGCAGCGAAACGCGGGUGCCAUUGGUCAACAGCAGCAACAGCAAGGACCUACCACGCUGCAGUUAUCUCCCCAUCGACCGUUGGCCCCUUCGUUAAGUGGGGGAGCUCGUGCCAACCCGGGCGCUCAGUGGGAUCUGCAUCAGAACGUAACCCGUAUUGCCUCAGCGCCGGAUCCAUCCCGACCGUGGCACACGGGACCCCCGCCGGCAUCGUCCUCCGAACCACACAUAAAUCUGUGGCCACCGCCUGCACAGCAACAGGUUCCAGGGAAUGUCGGUACGGGCGUUAUUGGGCCACCACAGGCGCCUUCACCAUCGCAAGCUGCCGCCCAUCAGCAGCUGCAACAAGACCAGAGGCGUCGGCUGCACUACCAUCUAGCCAGUAUCUUCCCGGAAGAACAGGUUCAAACGGUGCUGCAGAUGUACCCGGAUGAAACCAAUCCGCAGAAGAUCUGCGCCGCCAUUCUGGCCAUGUUCCCGAAGAUGUAAAAUGCGACCAGUAAGUCCACCACCAUUCUACCUGUGUAUGUGUAGGUGUAAAUAUUGUUACCUCGUUCGAUAUUGCGGAUCCUGGUUUUUCUUAGGCGUUACUUAUAGAAAUCGUUAUCAGCUCCGUUGAUGUUUCUUAAGGUGAGAGGGAGAGAGUAAUCUAUUUGACACAAAGAAUGUUUGGGAUAUGUUCUUUUUAUGAUUGUCCGAUAUUAUAUUUGUUUGGGACUGUACACAAUCGGAGUAGUUUGGUGCUAUAAUCUUAUUUUCGUAAUAUGAAACAUGCCUUAAUCAUUGUUUUUAUGGCAUUUUAUAAUUUCCUAUGUCUUCCGUGAAAUACACUGUCGUGAAUCGCAUACCUGUCCCAUCUUUGCUGGGUUUCCUAAUAUGCGAUUCACGACAGUACAUAUGUAUUUCACUCUCAUCGAGUGUUUUGCACUUGAAAUAUAAAGUCGUUUUGAUAAAUCAUAGUAAUGUUGGAAACCGAGGAUGUAAAUGUUAUACAAUAGCAUUUCGAGCAGUGUACACUUUGUUGUAAUUAGUUUUAUCAAGCUUCUUUGUGUCAUCUGGAUUACCUGAUCAUUAUUUCCUUUGAACCUCCCUUCCCUAUUAUAUGUGCUUUGUUCAUAAGAGCACAUGCAAUAUCUGUUUUUAAUGUUUAACUUAAGAUGGAAUACUCAGCCAGUGUUAUAUAGAAACAAAACUUUCUGAUUAUUAGGUGCCAAAAGUCAUUUCUUCCCUAAACACCUACACACUUUUGCGGAACCGAAUUACAGAUGUGCAGCAUUAUUCAAUUGUCGCUUCCAAUCUAUGACAUAAUUCCAAUUUUAUAGAGAAUAAUGCAAGCUUAGUACUAACCACUCAUGAAAACUGAAAUUCUAUUCAAACGUCUGCAAAAAAUCUAAUCUCAAGUCUCUAGCACAAUUUUUCUCUAAAUACAGAUAGCAUUUUCUUUUUACAAACUUUUUACCAUUAAUCUAGUUAUAUAUUCCUAACCCCCUUUUAUAAACAAGAUGCACAUACUAUUAUGGACUAUUUAAUCGUUAAAUGUUAAUUAUGUUUUUAUUUCAUCCUCGUUGACAUUUAUUAGUAAAUCAAGCACAGCUGAGAAAUCUUUCUCUCAUUUCAAUCUACGACGCUUGUUACAGACCUAUCAUAUCCUACAAUAUUAUAGUAUUGGUAAUCAAUACACGAUUUCUGUUUAGUGGUUUCUAUCUUUCUUCAUAACUAAACAAGACAGUCUACACUAACAACGUUCAAACAAAACCACAUAAUUAGUAUUCCAAAAAUUCUAAAUGCAUCUGCCAGUAGAUGGAGACGGUUACAGACCAAUGAACGAUGACACCAGAUAUAGGAGAAAUGGUGACGUCAUUGAUCAAAAAAAUGUUUUCCUCACCUCACGGUAUAGACUUUAUUGGCUAAAGACCCCAACCAACUCCGGAAACAAUUCCGUGUAACUUCAUAUUGAAGCACUUUUGUUGCGUGCAGACUCGUGAUAACCAUACUUACUACUUACAAAUGUACUGUACCAACAUACAUUAUACUAGUACUACUAAAAGUAACGAUAUAUGGCCGUCUUCUUCCAAUACUUCGUUCGAUGGUUCGGUAUUAGUGUAUCACGUGUAUGUGCAACAACACUAUCGUUAUGCUCCUGAUCAACAUCAUCAGUAUUGUUCUCGUUGUUCUAAAAUGACUAGCGGGUUUUAUGUGACUCGAAAUGCGAGUGUGCGAUUUUUAAACAUUUCCAUGGAAGCUCGCUCAUACCAGCUUCUUGGAGAUCGCUGUAGAUCUAUUGAUAGAUAGUAGAGAAAGAGGCAUUUUAAAACGAAACGAACUAAAUUUACAAAGCAACUCGAACAACUGUUUCUUCCUUUCUUCCUGAAACGAUCGUUAACAGCCAAGAGUUUUACAAAAACAAAAUAGAAUGUGGGUAAUUCCCGCAUUCAACGCUACCUGUGUAUAUUGAAGAAGAAAGCUGACAGUACUACAAUUACCAUAACUUGUUACUAUUACCUUACUUAACACCGUUUCAACCUGGACAGUUUGGAUCUUUUUAAUGUUAGGUAACAUAAAUACAUAUACCCUUACCACGCACACAACAGAGUACCAUUUGCAGAAAUCAUGGAUAAGCGUAGUGAUGAAGAAAGGGCUUAGUGAAAACAAAUAGAUAACGUUUUAAAAACAACUAGUAAAACAAACUCAACAUCAACAUAAAAAGAGAAAACCGAAAACUAUCAUCACAUUGCGAGAAAAUGAAGUAAAAAAAGAAAUCAUAUAGAGAUAUAUCCUCUGUUACAGCAAGUUAAAACGUAAAUUAUGCGAUAUUAUGAAAACAUUACUUACAUAGAAAAAAACAGCAACAACAGAUAAUGUGAGAAAGAAGGAAAGAUGAGUUUGAAAAAUAUACAAGGUACAUAUUUGAAUUUAAAUUAA